Chondrus crispus (carragheen) is the source of this 711-nucleotide messenger RNA. RefSeq lists its product as hypothetical. The transcript is spliced from 6 exons. The record is from RefSeq and is a predicted model, not a curated record. NCBI's taxonomy places the organism in Eukaryota, Rhodophyta, Florideophyceae, Gigartinales, Gigartinaceae. Gene Ontology annotation, molecular function: zinc ion binding; cytidine deaminase activity. Bases 112 to 711 code for a protein of 199 amino acids. Gene Ontology annotation, cellular component: cytosol.
CUCCCUCACAACUCACCUCCGUUACAGACUUGACCCCCGUUCAAAACCUCUCCUUACCUUCACCCCAUUCAUCUGCGCGUUGCCGCCGCGCCGCCACAACCCCUUGUUCCAAUGGAUCAAGUAAUCACGGAGACCAAGACAAAUGCCGCCCCGUCCAUCACACCCGACCAACUGGACAUGCUCGUCGAGGAGGCUGACCGCGCCAAAAUGAAAGCCUACGCCCCGUAUUCAAAGUUCCGUGUUGGCGCAGCCUUGUUGGCGGAGGACGGCACCAUCUACUCCGGAGCAAACGUCGAAAACAGUUCAUACGGACUUACCGUCUGUGCAGAACGAAGUACCAUAUUUCACGCAGUGAGCAACGGAGUCCGCGCGUUUCAGGCUAUCGUCGUCACGACGGACAUUUCAGAGUCCUUUGUGUAUCCCUGUGGGGCAUGUCGCCAAGUCAUGUCCGAGUUUGGCAACUUUGACGUCUACUGUCUUCGACCGAAUGGGAAAGUAUCUCGAACGACCCUGGCGGACCUCAUCCCCUUUGCCUUUUCUCCUUCAGACUUGAGCAAAGGCCAGGGGAAAGGAGAAGAGGAUGAACCUGUUAAGAAACCUCGCAAGACAGACCAUUUGCGGACCCGAACCGCACGCGGUUGCAUGAAGAAGGGGGCUCAUGUCUUUGACAUCCGAAACCCUCGACUCAGAAUGUACUGUAGGAAUCGCUAA